This is a messenger RNA of Trematosphaeria pertusa, 438 nucleotides long. RefSeq lists its product as uncharacterized. The record is from RefSeq and is a predicted model, not a curated record. The transcript has a single exon. NCBI's taxonomy places the organism in Eukaryota, Fungi, Ascomycota, Dothideomycetes, Pleosporales, Trematosphaeriaceae. Bases 1 to 438 code for a protein of 145 amino acids.
AUGGCCUGGCUAGACGGAAAGCUAUCGUUCGGUAUCUGGUGGGGCCGCAAGCCUGCCACUGCGAAUGCGGGCAACAGCCAUAGCCGCAGCAAUCAUGGCGGCCAUCGCCAGCGCCCGCCAUUAUGCCCGCCUCGCAUCUCCAACGACGAGCAACAUGUACGCGCGUGGGAGAGGUUUCGGCGGCGCCAGCGCCGAACGUGGUGGAUGUGGGUUCUCUUCUGGAGUCUCUUUGUCGCGGGGGGAUGCGUUCUCGCGUUUCUCGCGUGGGCAAUGGGCGGGCUCGACGGCGACGCGACGCGGAGGCUACUGGCGCGGGCGACGGGGUGGUUCAACAGCGAUGUGCCACGGAGGCUAUUGGCGAGGGUGAUGGAGUGGUGCAAUAACGGUGGCGACGGGGCGCAGAAGCUGGUGCGAUGGCUCAUGCGAUGGCGUUGGUGA